Molecule: messenger RNA, 3058 nt
Organism: Scomber scombrus (Atlantic mackerel)
Lineage: Eukaryota; Metazoa; Chordata; Actinopteri; Scombriformes; Scombridae
Gene: ano10a
Product: anoctamin 10a
Exons: 14
Coding region: 158-2119 (653 amino acids)
Biological process (GO): chloride transmembrane transport
Cellular component (GO): plasma membrane
Molecular function (GO): chloride channel activity
Source: RefSeq, a predicted model, not a curated record
UUGAGACUUUAAAUGACAGAAAUGUUGUUUCUAAUCUAAUAUUGACUGUUUAACAGAUCAGCAGGGCCAGCUCCCGCCCCGAGGCUGGAUCACAGCUUUUCCUGCAGUACAGACAGAGAGGCAGACUGAAACAGAUCUGGGAGUCCCGGGAGAGGCGAUGAAGCUGCAGGAGCCGUCAGUAGAGAGCAGUGGCUCCACCUUCACUCCUCUGGUGGUGUUGGAGCUGACCUUAGACGCCAAGGAGGAAGCUGUUGCAUGGCUGCUGAGCAGAAUAAGAGACCCGCAGCAAAAUGGAGGUGCUGAGCUGCUUGUGGAGCAGCUGGGUCCUGGAGUUGGGCUUCAGGAGAAGGAAAACCCCAACAUGUUCCUGGUAGGGGCCUCCAGGCAGAGGCUGCUCUCCGGUGCUGAGGAUGUGGGUCUCUUCAAGGAGUUCAACGAUGGAUCUAUGAGGGGCUUCACCUGCUCCAACAAACACAACUUCAAAGACUUUCAAGGGGACGGAGACAACUUCCUCAGUAUGGCCGAGUGUCAAUACAUCAUUAAACAUGAGCUGGACACGUUACGAGCCAAAGAUGAGACUCACGUGCCAGGAUACACUCAGACCAAGCUCUACCCUGGGAAAUCCAUCAUUCGCAGACUGCUGUCCAAAGGAAUCCUCAUCCAAAUAUUUCCUCUGCAUGAGAAUGAAGAACUGAAGAGACUUUGUUUUACCUGGUACAAAAAGGUCAAGCUGUCUCUUCAGCCUCUCGAUGACAUCAGACACUACUAUGGAGAGGGUCAAGCUCUCUAUUUUGGCUUCCUUGAGUACUUUACCUUUGCCCUGGUACCCAUGGCUCUCAUCGGGUUGCUUUAUUAUCUGUUCGAUUGGGAGGAUUACGAUAAAUACGUCGUCUUCGCUAUGUUCAACGUCAUCUGGUGCACUCUUAUCUUGGAGUUAUGGAAGCGUUUCAGCGCCUCACUCGCCUACAACUGGGGCACGCUGAGCAGGAAGAAGGCGUUCGAAGAACCUCGGCCCGGUUUCCACGGCGUCCUCGGUUUCAACCCCGUGACGGGACGUCAGGAGCCUCUCUACCCCAACGCCAAGAGGCAGCUCCGUAUCUACCUUGUGUCCCUGCCCUUCGUCCUGCUCUGCCUCUACCUGUCCCUCUACGUCAUGAUGAUCUACUUUCAGAUGGAGGGAUGGGCGUUGACGGUCCACGAUGAAGACCCUACAUUCUGGACAGGAAUACUGUUGUUCAUCCCCAGUAUUAUCUAUGCUAUAGUUAUAGAGAUUAUGAACAUCAUCUAUAGAUGUGCUGCUGAGUUCCUCACUGAGUGGGAAAAUCACAGGUUAGAGUCGUCAUAUCAGAACCACUUGGUCCUCAAAGUGUUAAUAUUCAACUUCUUCAACUGCUUCGCCUCGCUGUUUUACAUCGCCUUCAUAAUGCAAGACAUGGUGCUGCUCAGACAGAGUCUGGCCACCUUGUUGAUCACCAGUCAGAUCUUGAAUCAGUUCAUGGAGGCCUUCCUGCCUUAUUGGCUCCAGAGGAGACGCAACAAGAAGUUGAUCCGUAAACUCCGGAAGAGAAGAACCCUGGAGGACAAGGAGCUUCCUCUGGCCGAGCAGGUCCGACUGGAGGCCGACAUGAGCACGUAUUUGGGUACAUUUGACGACUACCUGGAGCAAUUCCUGCUCUUCGGUUAUGUCAGUCUGUUCUCAUGCGUCUACCCUCUGUCUGCCGUCUUGGUGGUGCUGAACAACAUCACUGAGAUUUACUCCGACGCCUUCAAGAUGUGCCGUGUGUUCAAACGACCCUUCUCUGACCCGGCGGCAAACAUAGGAGUCUGGCAGCUCGCCUUUGAGGCCAUGAGCGUGAUAGCCGUUGUGACCAACUGUGCGCUGAUCGGCAUGUCUCCACAAGUCAAAGCUUAUUUCCCAGAGUCGGAGAUGCAGCUCAUACUGUGGACGGUGGCUAUUGAGCACGGGCUGCUGGCCUUCAAGUUCAUCCUGACCUUCCUCAUCCCAGAUGUUCCCAAACACAUCCAGAUCAAACUGUCCCGUCUGGAGUUUGAAUCACUGGAGGCACUCAAGAAAAAGAAAAUGCUUGAAGCCUCGGAGUUCAGUAAGAGCGUCCAGUGAGGAGGAAAGGAGAGGGUACAGGUACUGACCCCAGCAGACGCUUCAAGCAGCCCAUGACGAUCACGUUACUUUUCUUAUGUGUGCAUCGCUGAUAUUUUAGCUCAUGUUAUAUCUGCAAUAUCUACUGCAUUAAGCGGGCGAGUUUACGGUAAAAACGGGGUAAAACAGUUUGUUGUUCCAGUCUGGGAACAGCAGCUGACUGUUUUAGGCGUUUACCAAAUGUAUUAUGGGUAUUCUUUAAUGAAAUGUACUGUAUUGAGGGUUUAUUAUGGGGUGGUGUACACAGGAAGGUAUAUAGGUGGGAAAUUUGGUCAAAGCCAGGUGUUCAAAUCACAGGAGAAUGCUGUACAUGGUAUACUGUAACAAAUAUUGAUUUCAGUUUUCUGUUAUAUAUUUGUUUUAUUCUUCAGCCACUGAAGUCACUUUGGGUUUGGGAUUAUGCAAAAUGUUAAACUUUGUCCACCUACAAUUGUAAUUAAUAGAGGGUUAAAACCUUCAGUAAACACACUUCACCAAAGCCUUCAUCUAAUAACCUGCUGGCUUAACUGACAGAGUAACAGCUCACUGCUUCUAUCUCACUACUGAAGUCAUUUUAUAAUCCAGGUAUGGAAGUAAAGAAAGGCCCUAAAGAUUUUAAUCUAAUACCAGCUUUUAUUUUCUCUACUAUAAUACCACUGACUGUACAUCACUGAAAUAUCAUCUGUAUAAACUGAUGUGGUUUGAAUUCACUUCUUUUUAAUUCAGUGUUUGAUUUCAAUUUGCAUGACUUUUUUUUUUAAAGUUAUUAUUAUUCUUUUUUUAGGGUUGAUAAUUUCAGAUAGGAAGCUCAUGUUUCAUGAUUCUCAAGUUCAGUUAGUCAUUUCCAUGUUUAAAAAAUUCAAGUCAAGUCAAAAUUGCUCAACAUGGCGAUAAUCAGAUAUUCCCUAAAAUUCAAGACGG